Molecule: messenger RNA, 1502 nt
Organism: Rhodofomes roseus
Lineage: Eukaryota; Fungi; Basidiomycota; Agaricomycetes; Polyporales; Fomitopsidaceae
Product: S-adenosyl-L-methionine-dependent methyltransferase
Exons: 13
Coding region: 122-1201 (359 amino acids)
Molecular function (GO): methyltransferase activity
Source: RefSeq, a predicted model, not a curated record
UCUGCUCGGUUUCGACAUGUAGAAGUCGUUGAUAGGCUCUGGUAUCAAGUUAGACGGACCCGGCACCCAGUGGCACUCGAGUACUCAUCAACAAUUGUACAUACACACGGCUGCGAUUGACAUGGUCUCGAACGCUCCCGAGGACUACGACGACGAUACCGAAUCAACAAUGUCUGAUGUGCGGACGGGCAGUCCCGCACCUUCUCUUUACUCCUUCAGCUCAUCGGUAGACGAGAGGUUCAUGCCCCCCCUUCAGCUACGUACCAUGUACGGGCGUAUAUUGAACAGUCAGAAUGAUACAUACUUCCUCCCUGCGGAUCAUGAAGAGCAUAGACGCCUAGACGUUCAGCAUCAUCAAUACACCCUAAUCCUUGGGCGGCUGUAUCCUGCCCCAGAAUUAGUGUGGCGAGCCUUGAGACCGCGCCCCGACCGUCGGCCUACAAUAUUGGACGUCGGUACUGGGAGUGGGAGCUGGGCAGUAGACAUGGCCCGAGAAUUUCCCCAUUGCGACGUGGUUGGCAUUGACCUGGCGCCACCGAGAAUAGACGGUAAACAACCUAGCAACUGCCGGUUCGAAAUUGACGAUGCGAACCUUGGGUUUCUCCAUUACAUCGAUUCCUUCGAUGUCGUACACGCUCGCGCGAUUUCGGCAGGGAUCCGCGAUUUUCCUGGGCUACUUCGUGAGCUAGCGGGAACCCUGCGGCCUGGUGGUGUAUUGCUUCUAGCGGACGGCGAGCAACAGCUGUAUGAUGAAAACCAGAGGCCAAUGGCCUUCACGGAUCCAGAUGCACCUGGUACUUCUUGGCUUCACAAGGUGUUCUUCGCCACCUAUAACGCGAUGAAGAACCGUGGGGGGAACAUCGAUUCGCCGUCCAUGAGUCCGACGUGGCUUCGAGCCAUCGACUGUUUGACGGACGUCUGCUGGCACAAGGAGUUCAUUCCCAUGGGCCCUUGGAGAUACGAUGACGAACGAGAGCGUGUCCUCUCCGAGCUAUGUCGCGAAAAUUGCAUGAGGUAUAUCUCCACCCUGGCCCCUCUGCUUCUGAGCGAAGGAUAUCUUCCGGAGAGUGUAGAUCAGAUGUGUCGAGAAGCUACUGCGGAAUUGAGUGAGCUUCGCACGCAUAUCUAUACUCGCUGGAAUUUUGCCUGGGCCAUGAAGAGACCUCCGAUCGGGUCCGGUGUCAACAACGUAGAACAUUGACUCGGAAGAAGGGAAGCACGCGCGCUAUGGCUGGGGCGUGAUACUGCAUGCAAGCAUGGACUGCUCCGCCGGGCCUUUGAGAUUAUUUAUUCGUGUCGUGUACUGCUCUCGCUGCAUAAUUUAUCUUGUAUAGGCUGUAUCGGGCCACUGACUUGCCGAGGCAAAAAAUCGAAAUGUGCGUAGCUUGCAAUAGGGGACUCCAUGUCACGGUUAUGGGUGUCCCAGUGUCCUGUACAGUAUAAUACUUACAUGGGUCUGUGAUCCGUGAUAUCUCAGCAUCAUGAUUGAGUCUUCAAAAAGC